CGUUGACACACCGCUCGACUCGUCUCGUGCUUGACCAAACCGGUGAGAAUCUUUCGCUGCCCCCUGCAUCGCCAGCGUGGCAGAGGGAGACGUCGAACGACAGACUACAAAGACCUGCCGAAAUGCUCCUCCACCUCGUGGUCCUGAAAUGACCGCUACCUCGCCGUCGAGACCACCGUUGCCGCCCAACAUAUCCACAAAGUCGUCCUCUACAGCCUCAUUGUCGCAACUGAGCGCAGUAGCGGGCAGCAAGACCUCUUCUUCAGCACCUCGCGCUUCCUCUCGUGUUCCUCCUGCGACCCGUCGGGAUGUCCCGAUCCAAGACCCUACCUCAGAAAGCGCCACAUUGUCCCUGAUCAGAAGAACCUUGGUGACGGAUGGAAGUCACGGAGCAGAUCCAAGAGCAUCACCGAGACCGAUUGAAGGAAUCUUACCUCCACUUACUAGCUCAAAUGAAGUCGACGUCCAGCUUUAUGCCAUCGUGGCAAUCAUCAUCAAGGACUUUGUCAACUCUUGGUACUCGAAGAUAACCCCGGAUCGUACUUUCAUAGAUGAGGUCAUCCAGAUCAUUGCACACUGCAGCCGGGCGCUCGAACAAAGGGUCCGGCAGAUUGACGUGACAGAGAUGUUACUGGAUGAGCUGCCGGUGCUGGUUGAACGACAUAUACACGCAUACAGAAUAUCUACAACGGCCCAGGCCGCGCUGCAGUAUGGAGAAAGCCCUCGCCGAAUCUACCACUCUCUCAAUCCGCAUCCAGCGCUCGACCUUUCGCUCACCGCCGAGGAGCAACGCCUUCGCGAGUCAGCCUACCGACAACUGCUGAUUCAGGGGGCUCUUGCCGUGCUUCUGCCUACGGAGGACCUGGCCAACGCUUGUCUCAGAACUCUGGUGACGGAUAUCAUUGCGGACCUCAUCCUUGGACAAGCACUGGCAGAGAGAGUCUGUCAGCCAUGGUUUUUACAUGGAGCUGUCUCCAAGGUUGUGGAGAUCGUGACAUCGGCCCCUUCAAAGGCCGCCGCCAACAAGGCAAUCCUCCAACAACAAGGACGACAAAGCCGUCUUGAGCAAUUUGGCCUAUUAACUGCUAACAAAGCGCAUCAAAAGGGUCAUUCGUCAAACCGAAGCCAAUCAUUGCUUAGCGCCUGGUUCUGGACACUGUUACAGUACGCCUUCGUCGCAUAUCAGUCCAUGCGAUUCAUCCUCGUCGGCAUGGCACAUGCGCAGACGCUGCCUACAAGGGUCCGUUCUCGCGGCGUGGACACGACGGCUGCACCGUCGCCGUCGAAAGGAAACUCUCCCUCAUCAGUGCACGGCAAACCGGACCCCGACGGCUCUGGCACCCGCGCCAUCCUUGAUUACAGGGUAUUCUCAUGCAUUUCUACCAUUCUGGAUUUGUCGAUUCGCAUGCCGUGGCUGGCGGCUUCAUUGAGUUUCUGGCAGCACAUCCUGGUCGAUGGUCUUGGUGGCUACGGUUCUGCAAGUUCGACCUUGGACAAGUUUCUAUAUCAUAACUUGUCAAGUCGCGUUCUCUCGCCAUCCCUUCUCCCACCAUUGCUGCUUCAAGUGCGAGCAACCCUCUUUCCGAAUAACUCAAUUGGUCCUCCAGCCCCUCCACCUCCAUCCGUCGAAGAGGCGAAAUUCAUCCGGUCAAGAGCUGCCAGAGGCAUUCUUUCUCUUUUUCCCCAACCUGUAGCUCGGAAGCUCUUUGCUGCCUCUGGUGGAGAUGAACAGGAGAUACAAGAGGCAAUGAGUACAGAGGUUGAGGAUAGUAUUUUGUGUUGGACAAAUGAUGUACAUUUGAACAAGCACUUGAUUUACUCAAUCUUGGAGCAUAUCAUACUCAGACUGGUGCCGGAAAUGGAAGGAAAGACCCCCAGUGAAAUCUUGGCCGACAGAGGUAUUGUACUCGAUGAUGAGGAGAUGGUUUUGGUGGACAUUGAGCGUAAUGGAAAGAUGUGACUUGAAUUACAAGUGAGGACACAUGACAUUUGCCCUCACCACGGAUAUGAUGGAACGGCAUUCGAAUGUUCUUGAAUGUGUCACAAUAUAUCAUUUUAUUCGACCAUAUUUGAAAGUACAGCGUACAGUUUUG
Messenger RNA from Exophiala oligosperma, 2093 nucleotides. RefSeq lists its product as uncharacterized. The record is from RefSeq and is a predicted model, not a curated record. Bases 149 to 1960 code for a protein of 603 amino acids. Gene Ontology annotation, biological process: early endosome to late endosome transport; protein targeting to lysosome; endosome to lysosome transport. Gene Ontology annotation, cellular component: early endosome; late endosome; extrinsic component of endosome membrane. Gene Ontology annotation, molecular function: phosphatidylinositol binding. The transcript is spliced from 3 exons. Lineage: Eukaryota; Fungi; Ascomycota; Eurotiomycetes; Chaetothyriales; Herpotrichiellaceae.